AUGGUGGUAGCAAGGAGAUGGCAGGUUAGGAUAGGAGGAGGAGGAGGAGGAGGAGGAGGAGGAGGAGGAGGAGGAGGAGGAGGAGGAGGAGGAGGAGGAGGAGGAGGAGGAGGAGGGGGGCUAGUAGUAGGAGGAAGAGGAGGAGUAUGGGAUGGGGAGAGGAUUGCAGAGGUGAUGCGGCGCAUCUCCGUGCACCUGCUCGUGUGUGACAUGAGGUGA
Closterium sp. Naga37s-1 is the source of this 219-nucleotide messenger RNA. Lineage: Eukaryota; Viridiplantae; Streptophyta; Zygnematophyceae; Desmidiales; Closteriaceae. The record is from the annotation of a GenBank genome assembly.